AUGGAAAACGAUGGGCGGAAUCAAGUGUAUAAAGACACACCACCAUUAGGACUUCCGCAAAUGGGACCGCCCACAUCUUUGCGAACAUCGGUAUCGCCUCGUUUUGAUAAUCUUAUGGAUCGAUCGAAUUCCAUACCUUGGGCACCAACACCUUUGAAUGCAAAUUCACGCGGUCAAAUGAUGUCUGAUCGAACAUUAGUAAGUCCUUCAUUUGUAAAGUCAUCCACUACAUGGCAAAACAACAAUGCUUGGCAAAAUAAAAGUCUUAAUAAUUCAUACUCAAAACCAGUGGAUUCAACGUUAACGAAUAGUAAUUCGUCCAAUGCACGAAUGAUAUCCAGCUCGGAUGAAACAUGUAAUUGCAUGUCUACUAAAAUUUCGCCGCGGUGUAAACUCGGGAUACUCGGUUUUGUUAUUGGACUUUUAGGUGUUAGCAUACCAUUGGCUGUAGUGUUGGUUUUGUGGCUCAGAAAAUAA
Messenger RNA from Rotaria socialis, 477 nucleotides. Lineage: Eukaryota; Metazoa; Rotifera; Eurotatoria; Philodinida; Philodinidae. The record is from the annotation of a GenBank genome assembly.